UAAUGCUAAAACUAUAGAGAGCAUAUGUGUGUUUGCUAACCACCUGUCUGUCUACUGAGGUGACAUCAGUUGGACAGUCGCAGGCAUAGAAGCAGACUGGAAUGACUCGGCUGGAUGUCUAUCUAUAUCCAGAAUGGUCUUACGGUUGCUACACCAAACGGUAUAGAGAACUGGGAAUCCGAGAGGGAAAUGUUUGACCCGAACGUGCGCCUCUUUUUGGCUCUGUUCUCAUACAACCCUGCAGUGAUGUCACCAAACCCUGAAACUAUGGAGGAGGAACUGCCUUUUGAACAAGGACAGAUCAUUAAAGUAUAUGGAGAUAAAGAUGCUGACGGCUUCUAUAGCGGGGAGACCGCUGGCCGCUUUGGUUUUGUACCGAGCAACAUGGUUUCUGAGAUCCCCGUGGAAGACGGAGAGUUUAAACUUCGUCUGUUCCAGCAAGGCUUUUUACCAGAAGAGACGCCUUCCAUAGCACCCAGCGAAACAACUAGUGUGCCGGAUGGCGUGAAGGUCCACAGGAUGCUGGCCAUCUUUGAUUAUGACCCAUGGGAAAGUUCUCCAAACAUAGAUAUUGAGGAUGAGCUUCCCUUUCGUGCAGGAGAUAUUAUUUAUGUUUUAGGGGAAAUGGACAGUGAUGGAUUUUAUUACGUGAGUACUAUGACUCUGUUAACAAUACAUGAGUAUUUUAAAGGUCAUAAGUUAAAGAAUAACUGUUUUAUAUUGAUCCAGGGAGAUCUACAUGGUUAUCGAGGUCUUGUGCCGUCAAACUUUUUGCAAUCAUUGCCUUGGGACUGAAAGAAAUCAGAAACCAGGAACAUGAGAGUGACCUCAGACUGUGAUUAUAACCCACUUUACUGAAUUCAUUUAAUUUUAUGUGUCUUGUUUCCUCUAAUGUUCAUGAUUUAUUGUGUCAUGUGUGUCUCUAAGUGCACUUGACAUUUCCUCUUCGCAUUGUCCUUAGCAUUAAUUAAAUAUGUAAAAAAAACACAUACAUUUCUGAUUAAUUCAAGAGCUUUUGGGAGCAGCUAGUGCAUUUUAGCUUUAAUGAUAACUUAAUAA
This is a messenger RNA of Carassius auratus (goldfish), 1059 nucleotides long. Its product is annotated as RIMS-binding protein 2. Bases 115 to 795 code for a protein of 226 amino acids. The transcript is spliced from 4 exons. The record is from RefSeq and is a predicted model, not a curated record. NCBI's taxonomy places the organism in Eukaryota, Metazoa, Chordata, Actinopteri, Cypriniformes, Cyprinidae. Gene Ontology annotation, molecular function: protein binding.